This is a messenger RNA of Orbilia oligospora ATCC 24927, 606 nucleotides long. RefSeq lists its product as uncharacterized. Lineage: Eukaryota; Fungi; Ascomycota; Orbiliomycetes; Orbiliales; Orbiliaceae. The record is from RefSeq and is a predicted model, not a curated record. The coding region runs from base 1 to 606 and encodes 201 amino acids. The transcript has 2 exons.
AUGAAGUUCUCCGCCGUCGCCCUCGCUACCAUUGUGGCCGUUGUCUCCGCCCAGGGAAUCGCUGAUAUCCCAGCUUGCGCUCAAACCUGUCUCCUCCCAGCCCUCCAGGCUACUGGCUGCAGCUUGACCGACUUCAAGUGCUCUUGCUCCAACAAGAGCUUCGUCAGCGACUCCACCGACUGCAUUGAGAAGAGCUGCUCCCCAGCAGAUAUUGCCAAGGCUGCCAAGGCUACCUACGAGCUCUGCAAGGCUGCCGGUGUCGAGAUUGUGACCAGGGCCCCACCUGCUGCAACUACUUCUGCCGCUCCAACCACCGCUGAGCCAGAACCAACCACUGCUGAGCCAACCACUGCUGAGCCAGAGCCAACUACCUCUGAGGCUGUAUCCUCCAGCGCUGGCCCAACCUACGGCGAGCCAGAGCCAUCCACCACCGCCGCUGUCUCAUCCACCUAUGCCCCAGCCCCAACCACCAUCAUCUCCACCACCGCUGCUGGAAAUGCCACCCAGACCCAGCCACCACCACCACCAAGCACCGGUGCUGCCGUUGCCAUCGCUGGCAACGUUGUCCUUGCCCUCGGUGGUGCCGUCGCUGCUUUCUUCUUGUAA